Manihot esculenta (cassava) is the source of this 1305-nucleotide messenger RNA. RefSeq names its product ATP-dependent 6-phosphofructokinase 2. Gene Ontology annotation, molecular function: 6-phosphofructokinase activity. Gene Ontology annotation, cellular component: cytoplasm. NCBI's taxonomy places the organism in Eukaryota, Viridiplantae, Streptophyta, Magnoliopsida, Malpighiales, Euphorbiaceae. Gene Ontology annotation, biological process: glycolytic process; fructose 6-phosphate metabolic process. The record is from RefSeq and is a predicted model, not a curated record.
AUGGACUCCACCUUGCACUCAUGGCCGAGCCACACGCCUCACAUGUGCAAAAGGCAAGCAUGGGACACAUGCACAUGGACUCGCUUCAACGCUCACUUCACGUGGACCAAGCUCCCGCCAAAGCUCAAUUACGGACUUAAAUUAUACCACCCAUCUGACGGCUUCUACAUCACCCAAUCAGACAUCAUCCUCCGCCAAAUCGACCUUUCUGGCAGCUUCUCUUCUUCCGCUUCCCAGCUUGCCUACCAUCGGGCCGGUCCACGGAAACAAAUCUUUUUUGAUCCCAGUAGUACUCGGGCAGCCAUUGUUACCUGCGGAGGACUUUGCCCUGGGAUGAAUACGGUGAUCAGGGAGCUGGUGGUUGGGUUGUGGGAGCUAUAUGGGGUGCGUCAGAUAUAUGGGGUGGUUUCUGGGUACAGAGGUUUUUAUUCAAGAGAACCGAUUGAGCUGAAUCCGAAGCUUGUCCAUAACUGGCAUAAGAGAGGUGGAACAACUCUGCAGACGUCCAGGGGUGGCUUUGAUCUCAAUAAGAUUGUUGAUGCCAUUCAAAAUCGGGGAUUUAAUCAGGUCUACAUCAUUGGCGGGGAUGGAACAAUGCGUGGGGCAGUAAAGAUAUUUGAUGAAAUUCGUCGCCGGAAACUGAACAUUGGAGUUGCUGGAAUUCCCAAAACUGUCGACAAUGAUGUAGGCAUUAUUGACAGAUCCUUUGGAUUCCAGACAGCUGUGGAGAUGGCUCAACAAGCAAUCAAUGCAGCUCAUGUUGAGGCCGAGAGUGCAGUAAAUGGGAUCGGCCUAGUGAAGCUAAUGGGUCGAAGCACAGGCCACAUAGCACUCCAUGCGACUCUGAGCAGCCGUGAUGUCGACUGCUGUUUAAUUCCUGAAACAGAAUUUUACUUGGAAGGAAAAGGAGGGCUGUUUGAAUAUCUCGAAAAGAGUCUCAAAGAAAACGGCCAUGCAGUGCUGGUCGUUGCCGAGGGGGCAGGACAGGAUAUAAUCCCAAGAACUGAAGCCCAGAAACAACAGAGGGAUGAAUCAGGUAAUCCAGGUUUCUUAGAUGUUGGUCUGUGGUUGAAAUCAGAGCUCAAGAACUGGUGGUCUGGAGACCACCCGAAUGAUUUAUUCACGAUGAAGUAUAUCGAUCCCACGUACAUGAUCCGUGCAAUCCCUGCAAAUGCCACAGACAGUCUGUAUUGUACACUUCUUGCACAUUCAGCUAUUCAUGGGGUUAUGGCAGGAUACACUGGAUUUGUAUAUAUAUAUGUGAUAUACUCUGAAAAGAACAGAGAAAAGCUUCAAUUUUUGUAG